This is a messenger RNA of Dujonia railenensis, 1320 nucleotides long. Lineage: Eukaryota; Fungi; Ascomycota; Pichiomycetes; Serinales; Debaryomycetaceae. The record is from the annotation of a GenBank genome assembly.
AUGCGAGAUGAGAUUUUUUCGAUUUUUUUGCACAUUUUACUCUCCAUUUCUACAAGUUUUGAUAGCAAAGAGACUCCUUGUAUUCCAGUACCUGGAUGGAUGUUUAAAACUUGUAUAAGAAAGUAUACAACCUCACUAAAAACAGCAUAUAUAUCUAGCAAAAAUAUUAAUAAGAUGUCCUCUGCGUUGUUUGAAACUAAAAUCUUACCGGUGAAAUCUGAGUCAAUAAUCUUUAACGGUGACCAACUUUCCAUAUCGGAUCCUGAAACAGAAAAUAACUUAAAAAUAGCGGCAGAGGUUUUAACUCAGACCAAUAAUGUCGUAGGAUUUCCAACUGAAACGGUAUACGGUUUAGGUGGUAAUGCUUUGAGUGAUGAAUCUGUUAAAUCUAUCUAUAGGGCCAAGAAUAGACCUGCAGAUAACCCAUUGAUUGUACAUGUAUCUUCAGUUGAGCAGUUGGAGAGGAAACUCUUGCCAAAAGGGUAUGAGAUACCUGCAAUAUAUAAGCCUUUGUUGAAUAAAUUUUGGCCCGGGCCGCUUACCAUCUUAUUGCCAAUCAUCGAUGGAGAAAAGUGCCCCAUUUCUUCGUUCGUGACGGCAAAUCAAGCUACAUUUGCGGUAAGAAUACCUCUGCAUCCAGUAGCAAGAGCCUUAAUUAGCAUCAGUGACACACCAUUGGCAGCCCCUUCAGCCAAUGCGUCUACUAGACCAAGUCCGACAAUGGCUGAACAUGUCUAUCAUGAUUUACAGGGGAAAAUUCCCUACAUUUUGGAUGGGGGUUCAUGUGAUGUGGGGCUCGAAUCCACUGUAGUAGAUGGGUUGGUUUCACCACCCAUGCUAUUAAGACCAGGUGGAAUCUCUGUAGAGGAAGUCAGAGAAGCUGGUGGGGAGUUAUGGAACGGUGUAAUUUUAGCUAAGAAAACCGCUGGGAAGUUGGAGGCUGUGAAAACUCCAGGGAUGAAAUAUAGACACUAUUCACCAACUGCCAAGGUUGUUCUUUUCACCAAUUGUGGUGAUGGUAAGGAGGAAAUACAGAAAUAUUUGGCUGAGAAAAAUGUUCCUAAUUCUGCUAAAAUUGCAUUACUUAGGGCUACCACAUUCACAACAAGCUCGGAGAUCAGUCCACAAAUCCAGAUGGAGAGAUCGAUGGGUUCCAGUGGUACUGAAAUUUCGAAGAGUAUGUUCCGCUUAUUGAGAGAAGUAGACGAAGCAGGAGUGGAUUUAAUAUUUGUUGAGGGGAUCGAAGAGACUAAUCAAGGGUUGGCUGUGAUGAAUAGAUUGAGCAAGGCGGCACUUGAGAGCAUUGACGGGAAGAAAUAA